Molecule: messenger RNA, 900 nt
Organism: Sebastes umbrosus (honeycomb rockfish)
Lineage: Eukaryota; Metazoa; Chordata; Actinopteri; Perciformes; Sebastidae
Exons: 6
Coding region: 184-822 (212 amino acids)
Source: RefSeq, a predicted model, not a curated record
GAGGUACGCUGGCAGUGAAAUAUCGCUUUCCUAACUCUGGUAAACAAAUGUAACUGGGCCACCAUCAGCUUCUAUAAAGGCUGACUGUCUCAGUGAAGCUCAGUUGUUUCGUGACGUGCAGCUACCAUCUGAGAUCUUGGUGUUUAUUCCAGUUAUAUCCUGAAUCUGAUCAGCUGUAGCAUCAUGAAUCUGUGGCUCAGCAGUCAUUUCCUGGUAGCGGGGCUGUUUCUGAGCAGCUCGGCUCUGACACCUGAAGAAUGCCAGCCCUUGGUCACACCUUUGUCUCUGGCUGUCCCCUCCGUGAACUACGGCAGGUGGAACUUCAUUGUGGGUUACUCUGACAAUGAAGGAUAUAACGAAAUGCUGAAGGUAACUGAGAGCUCCUGGAUGACUGUCAACGCAUCACAAUCCAGCUCCGAUUCAGUUGUUACGUCUCAUGAUAAGAUGAAUGGAACCUGCUUUGGCUUAUCUGUCAAUGCAACCAUUGAUGGCAACACUGCAUCAAUCUCAUUCGCCAACAUCUCCUCGGUGUUCCACCUGCUGCCGACUUGUGACGGCUGUAUGCUGAUGAACAUCAACAGCACCGUCAGAGACCUCGACAAAAUACUUCGAAUGAUGAAUAUCAUCAGCAACAUUACAGGGGAGGAGGUCAAAUUUCACGCUCUUUAUCUGAUGGCCAGAGAGCCGACCCUGAAGGACUCGGACAUGGAACAUUUCAAGAAGCAGGCGAGCUGCCUCGGCUUCUCCAGAAAACCAGACUUCCUCUACGACCACAAGAACGAUUUCUGUGCUGAAGACGAGGGCACUAUGAUGCCGUUCUGAACUUAAGAACAACUUUAAUGAAGAUUUCAAACUGAAACUGAGGAAAUAAAGAGACAAAAAGUGACUCAAAACAUCAAA